Molecule: messenger RNA, 2335 nt
Organism: Vigna unguiculata (cowpea)
Lineage: Eukaryota; Viridiplantae; Streptophyta; Magnoliopsida; Fabales; Fabaceae
Biological process (GO): transcription initiation at RNA polymerase I promoter
Cellular component (GO): nucleus
Molecular function (GO): RNA polymerase I general transcription initiation factor activity; RNA polymerase I core binding
Source: RefSeq, a predicted model, not a curated record
CUUCGUGGUUGCUGUUCCCUCUUCGUAGCCGCAAUUCCUCUUUCUUCACCAAAGAAGAGGUAACAGCGAUCCACACUUCCUUCGUUUUCGCAACGUCGUCGUUUUUGCUGCCACACCUAUACCCUUCAACAAAUCUACGAUUUUUCUUAUUCUCAUCGUCUCCAACGCGCUUCUGUGUGUUAGGGUUUGUGUCUGGGGUUUAGGAGAGCAUGGUGAAGGUUCAAGUAAGUAACAAGGAAGAGAGUCCCGUAAUGGAUAACGGUGGUUACAGUGAUUCGCAGUUAGUUCGUCACUUCAGAAGCGUACUUGAUGCAGUCACAACGGGUGAUAGAGGGAAUUACGAUGAGCUCGUUAGUUAUUUGCACCUGAAGAGGAAUCUUAGUCCUGAUGAGGUUGCGAUUCUUGUGACAACUUUGAAGGCACUUUCUGGAGCAGUGUCCUAUAUAGAUUCUGAUCAUCACGCAUCUCUUCUCUAUGCUGUUUCAAGGAUGAGUCUCUGGAAUUAUGGAACUGAGGUUAUGGAUGCACUGCUGGAACUCAUUACAUCUUUGGCUGUUUCUAAUGGGAAAUACAUUGAUUGGUGUUUGGAGAUGCUUGUGAAACAUUUUGUGCCCCCUUUUUACAUCUUUGAUUCUCUGCAAACCGAGAAUGGGAUUAACAAGAAAAAUAAAGUUCUGUCUCGCGUGCAUGCGGCUUUGAAAGAGAUAGCUGAUUUGGUGCCUCUUGCACCCUUAAGAUUAUGUCCAAUAGUUAUCCAGACCAUGCCCAGUGUCUUCAGUAAUGAACGGGAGAUUGUCAUAUAUGUUGAAAAUAUGUUAAAGUUGGAGAGUGGUGCAAUUGGAGAAACUGUCGGUUCUACAGUGCUGCUUGCUCUUGUGGAUAGGUUGCUAGAGUUGGAUGUGGAAAUUGGAUGGGAUGGAAUCUUGCAAGAAGAUACCAGAGGCAUAUUUGAUAUGGAGUUAGAAGAUAUUAUUAAAUUUGCAGACGAGGAUGAGAACACUCAUAGUAUGCCUCAGUCAGAAUUGUUAAAUAGGAAAAAUUUGCAAGGCAAUAAGGUUGUUGAAAAAUUAGAUAAUCUGGUUGUGCUAGCUUUAUUGCACCUUGAAUCCUGUCAAAGCAGUGGCCGUUUGGCUGAGGUAUUCGAUAUUCUACUUCAUUCAUUCCAGAAAACAGUACUUAAUGCGUACAAGUCAAAAUUUACCCAGUUUGUGAUGUUCUAUGCGUGUGCACUGGACCCUGAAGGAUGUGGGGUGAAAUUUGCCAUGGUUCUGGCAGAUAUGUUUGGUUCUGAUGUUAAUCCACCUAUAACAAGGAUGAGUGCCGUUGCUUAUCUUGCUAGUUAUCUCUCUCGUGCAAAGUUCCUUUCGGCUGCAUUGGUCACUACCAUCAUACAAAGCUUGGUUGAUCAGUGUUAUGCUUAUUGUAAGUUACGUGAUUCUGAUAUGAACCCACGAGCACAUCAAGUUUUUUAUUCUGGGUGUCAGGCAAUCAUGUACAUUAUGUGUUUUCGCAUGAGAUCUCUCAUGGACGUUCCUAGGCUUAGAUUGCAACUACUUAAUAUGCCUAUGGAGGCAAUCUGGAAACAUAAAUUGUGUCCGUUGAAGGUGUGUUUGCCUACUGUAGUAGUGGAAUUUCUUAGACAGGCAAAGGCUGCUAAACUUUUCAUGGCAUCAGAAUCAUUCGUUUUCAAUGACAUGCUCGAGUCUGAUCUUUCCAAGGCUUUUGGUGGGAUGGAUAGACUUGACAUGUUCUUUCCGUUUGAUCCAUGUCUAUUGAAGAAAAGUGAAAGCUACAUAAGACCACAUUUUGUUCGGUGGUCAAAAGUCAGAACUACAUACGAUGACGAUGAUGAUAACGUUUCCGAAGUCAGUGAGAGUGGCAGUGAAUUGACAGAUGAUGAUUUUGUUGACACUAAUACAAAAGAUAUGAUUGAUGAUGAUAUGAUGGUGACAGUUGAAGAUCUUGAUUUUAACCCGGACUUGAACAAAAUGUCUAUCACGCCUAAAAAUUCUUUGAAACAUUUGCGAAUGCCAGCAAGAAUUAGGCCUUCCACUAGUCCAGAGUCUCUGUGAUAGGAAUCCAAUAGUACGAGGAAGUUCAUUCAGAGGAAAAAGGUUAUUGAAGUAAUUCAUAGAGAGCAUAGUUAACAUACGUACUGGUCAUGUACCAUCAUUUUUUGUAUUUAUCCUGUACUCUGUUGAAGUAGGAGUAGCCAACUUUCUAAGUUUUGUUUCUAAGAUUUGUUCCUUUAUGCUAUCUUGUAAUUAUAAUUUAUGUGGAGGAUAUGCUACAUGAAAUUCAGUAAUUCUUAGAUAAUUUGUCACUUUGGCUAGUA